This is a messenger RNA of Zingiber officinale, 1031 nucleotides long. Its product is annotated as NAC domain-containing protein 68-like. Gene Ontology annotation, biological process: regulation of DNA-templated transcription. The coding region runs from base 1 to 837 and encodes 278 amino acids. Gene Ontology annotation, molecular function: DNA binding. The record is from RefSeq and is a predicted model, not a curated record. NCBI's taxonomy places the organism in Eukaryota, Viridiplantae, Streptophyta, Magnoliopsida, Zingiberales, Zingiberaceae. The transcript has 3 exons.
AUGGCAAGGAAACGAGACGCUGAAGCCGAGCUCAACUUGCCACCAGGGUUCAGGUUCCACCCCACCGACGAGGAGCUCGUCGUGCACUACCUCUGCCGGAAGGCCGCCGGACAGUACCUGCCAGCUCCUAUCAUCGCAGAGGUCGAUCUUUACAAGCACGACCCGUGGGAACUUCCAGACAAGGCGUUGUUUGGCCAAAAGGAAUGGUAUUUCUUCACCCCUCGGGACAGGAAGUACCCGAAUGGAUCGAGACCGAAUAGGGCCGCUGGGAAAGGAUACUGGAAGGCAACCGGGGCGGAUAAGCCGGUCGUGCCAAAGGAAGGCAACACGACAGUCGGGAUCAAGAAAGCUUUGGUCUUUUACUCCGGGAAGGCACCGCAAGGAACGAAGACAGAUUGGAUCAUGCAUGAGUACAGACUAGCUGAUGCAAAACGCGGUCACAACAAAGGAAGUUUAAGGUUAGAUGAUUGGGUUCUUUGCCGGUUGUACAACAAGAAGAAUACCUGGCAGAAGAAGUCGUCAUCCAUAGCGACCAUGGAUUCGGUCGACGACACAGUGUCAGACAGCUUCAUAACGCCAGAAUCCGACAUUGAAAACGAUAAUGCGCUGCCGAAUAUCAAUGAUCUUAUCAGCACAGCCCAAGCUGGAACUGGACAAAGAAGCCAGAAAGAAGACAGUGAAUGGUUUACGGAUUUGAAACUGGAAGACUUGCAGACCUCUUGCAUGAGUUUUGGAUUACCGGUAGCCAUGAUGGAUGCAACCAACCAAGAUUAUAACUCGCAACUCUUUGCACCUUCGGUUCUGAGGCCAUGUUACACCAACCUGCAACCAUUCUGAAUCAAGAAAAAGACUCGAAAGAUGUAAAUAGCUUAGACUUACAUGGUAGAAGGAUGGUAGAGCAAAGAUAGAAACUUUAGGAUUUGUGUGUUUCAUUAUAUUUGUGUUUCAUGUUGAUGCAUUAUGUACAAAAAUAGGUUUUCCUGAAUGGAGGACUGCAUUUUAUAAUGGAAGGAAUGUUCCGAUUUCUCUAA